GGUUAGUAUGCACGGGAGCGAGGGGGGGGCGAGAGAGGGCUCCGUGAGGGGGGGCUUGCCGAGGGAAGGAUCGCUGCGGGGGGGCUUGUUACGUGAGGGUUCCGUCAGAGACGGGUCGUUGGAAGGGUCCAUACGAGAUGGGUCCGUGAGGGACGGGUCCAUACGAGAUGGGUCGGGGAGCGGGAGCGACGUGCCGAUCCUGCAGCGUAUGCAGGCGUUCCGGGAGAAGCAGAAACCGGGGGGGCCGUCGCAGCAGCAAAACGCCCCCCCCCCCGACACGGCCGCGGCUGAUCCUGCCGGGGCCGGCGUCCCCCCCUGGGGGAGGAACGGCGGCGCGUGCAGUCGGUUUCGGACCGGAACAUCAGUCUGGCGACGCUCCAACAAUACUUCGCGGGGAGUUUGAAAGACGCGGCGAAGGCGAUCGGCGUGUGCCCGACGACGCUGAAGCGGAUCUGCCGGCAGCACGGGAUUAGCCGCUGGCCCAGUCGCAAAAUCAACAAAGUCUCGCGCAGCAUUCGGAAGCUCCAGGGGGUGAUCGAUUCCGUACAGGGGCCGUACAAUUUCCACGCGUUCGGGGGGGCAGAUUUGGCAGCGUUGGCGCAGGUGCCCGGAGCGAUUCCGAGCAUGAUGCAGAGUUCUGCAAAUGGGGGGUUGGGGCCGGGGCCUAUGAGUGGGGGAAUGGGACCCCCCCGCUCGACGGGAUGGGGGCCGCCUCCCCCCGUGCACAGCGGAUUGGGGCAGAACCAUUUGCCAAGACAGAACAGUUUCGGGUCGACGGGAGGCAGCGGCAGCGGCGUCGUCGGAUCCAAGCGCCACCUCGAGUCCGAGUCGGGCCUCUUGAAACGCAGCAGCUCGUUUGCGGGGACCCCUGCGUUGCAUGUGCCGGGGCAUGCGGCCGGGGACGAGGGAAGCGUGCAUCGGGGCAGUCAGGGCAAGGCUGAAGCGCCCAAGCCGUUCGAACCACGUGGCCCCGCCCCCGGAAGUCCCCCCUCGGGCCCCGUUGAGACUAUGGUCACGACUUUCGCACCCCAGCAACAUUUCCAACCAAUGCACCGAUGGGGCCCCGGGCCGUCCCUCGUCUCCCAACCCCAAUACCACUCCAUGAGCAACCUGGAAUCAGCGGGGAUGCGCCGGGAAUGGCAGCCGCCGCCGCCGCAAAUGGGCAUUUUCCAGCACCAGGGAGGGGACAUGUACAUGCAGCAAUUCCACGAGGGGGGGCUGAAACAGCUGAAGGAGAACCCCCGGGUUCAGGAGGAGGCGACGGUUCACAGCGGGGCGAAGCGCGUCCAUAAGAUCAGCAGCGAAAACGUGCACCUAUAUGCGAGCCAGAUCGGGAAGGGAUCCCCCCAAGGGGGGGGGAGUGGGAAGGAGUCCGGCGGGGGGGGGAGCAAACCGCAGGCGAGCAAGGGGGGGUCUGGGAGCCAGGCGGUGGAACGGGGAGGGGUGUCGGGAAGUCAGCAGAGCGGCAAGAGGAAGGAAAUGGAGACGGGGCUUACGGUUAAGGCGACUCUGGGACAGGACACUGCCCGGUUCAAGUCGAACCCCGAAAUGGGUUGGGCGGACGACGUCGUUGCUGAAGACACUGCCCGGUUCAAGUUAAACCCCGAUAUGGGUUGGGCGGACGUCGUUGCGGAAGUGGCGAAGCGGCUGAAUGUGGAGCCUACAUCGGUCAAGCUCAAGUAUCUGGACGAUGAACAAGAGUGGAUGCUUCUCUCCACCGACCAGGAUCUCGCCGAGUGCAUCGACAUUGUGAGGUCGACGGGGGGGUCGAUCAUCAAGCUGAUGGUGAGACGCGAAGAGUUUGGGCGCCAAAGCAAUAGCCAUCCUCUGGGAGCCGCAGGAAGUGACGUCAGCAUCGGAGGGGCAAGAUAACUUCCUUAGUGCGACUUCAUAUUAGAAAGACAUAUCCCUUCUAGAAGUCGGACUUAUUAGGGGCAUGGUACCUAUCAGCGUGGUUGCAAUCAAUUUGAUGCACUUUGGAUAAUGGUAACAGUCUCAUUGACGCAGAACGAGCGGUCUAUCAGAGGAAGCUUUAUGCACAUUGUCUGGACAGGCUAGGUGCAGACUCUCUAUGUUGCCUACAAAUGCCUAGCUAUCUCCCGAUAUCAACGUCGCCUUUGCAACACCUUUUGUAUUGUACAUAUGUAAAGUAACAUAAGCCUCUUCUUAGCGUAUCUUUAGCUAGGAUACGAAGCACUGACAAUUGUGAAGGUCGACAUCAAUAUAAAGGUUCUAAACACUGGGGUGCCGCUCCAAUCAAGCACAUAUUUUGAGGUCCCUUCGGUACUCGACGGCCGCCACUUCACGGGGCUUCUGCAAUUAU
Molecule: messenger RNA, 2323 nt
Organism: Klebsormidium nitens
Lineage: Eukaryota; Viridiplantae; Streptophyta; Klebsormidiophyceae; Klebsormidiales; Klebsormidiaceae
Source: the annotation of a GenBank genome assembly